GCCGCGAUGAGCGGAAAUAAUCACAAGUAUGAAAAACAGUUGGAUGGUGGAAAGCUGUUAGAUUUGUUUGUGGGGUGGCCUCGUGGUUUCACAAAAAGCGUGUAGCUGAGGUUACAGUACGCUAUUCGCCGGCUCAUGAAUAAGAAUUAAGUGGAAGAAAACCGUCGUGCCAGUGACUUGAGAUUUAACAGCCACUUGACCCAGAGGAGAGAAAACCACACCGGGCGGUAGACUUUUGUUCGAGUCAAACCUUGCUUAUUUUCACCAUGGCCCUGAGAGGAUCGCUGACCAGAUUCUUGAGAUCCACGUUGAGUUCUUGUCAACAGAAACGAUCGAAUUCGGUCGCGAUUCUGGGAGCUCCUUUUUCCAAAGGACAGAAAAAGAGAGGGGUGGAGCAUGGACCCAAAACUAUCCGGGAUGCGGGUUUGGUGGAGAGACUUUCAAAUCUUGACUACCCUGUGCAUGACUUUGGAGACCUGAGCUUCCAGCACCUGGAUAAGGAUGAGAACUUUAUGCACGUGCCAUUCCCACGCACAGUCGGACGAGCCAAUCAGAUUUUGUCUGGAGCUGUGAGCAACGCAGUGGGAGCGGGACACACCUGCAUCAUGCUGGGGGGAGACCACAGUUUAGCGAUUGGUUCAGUGGAAGGCCACACCCAACAGUGCUCUGACCUAUGUCUGAUCUGGGUUGAUGCACAUGCAGAUGUCAACACACCUCUGACUUCACCUUCUGGAAACCUCCACGGGCAGCCUGUGGCAUUCAUGCUUAAGGAGUUGCAGGACAAGAUGCCAGAAGUUCCAGGAUUUUCCUGGAUGAAGCCUUUCCUGUCUGCCACCGAUCUGGUCUACAUCGGCCUCAGAGAUGUUGAUCCAGGAGAGCAUAUAAUCCUGAAGACUCUUGGAAUACAGUACUUCUCCAUGCGUGAUAUUGACCGAAUGGGCAUUCAAAGGGUAAUGGAGGUCACACUGGAUCACCUCUUGGCAAGGAAGCAAAGGCCCAUCCACCUGAGCUUUGACAUUGACGCAUUUGAUCCCUCCCUGGCUCCUGCCACUGGAACUCCUGUUAAUGGAGGGCUGACCUAUAGGGAAGGCAUCUACAUCACAGAGGAGAUCCACAACACAGGCUUACUGUCUGUGAUGGAUCUGGUUGAAGUGAACCCCACACUGGGAGCAACGUCCGAAGCUGUGGAGGCCACAGCUAGCCUAGCUGUUGACGUCAUUGCAGCCGCUCUCGGUCAGACUCGUGAGGGUGCACAUGUUGCUUUCCAGAAGAUUCCACAACCAAAAGAGGACACUGGGCUACGGCUGUAAAGCGCCAAGCAUUGUGGGCUUUGAUAAAAUACUAUGAACCACUUUGCAUUCCACUGAAAGAACAACAGUGAAAGGUUUGCAUAGACUAAGCACCAGGCUUUAAUUUGAAGAUUGCUGUAGGUGUAACUGGCUUAGUCAAAACAUUUGUUUCCUCACUGGUAAUGUGUUGCUAUAUGUGCGUGGGUAGCAGUUGUUGUAUUCUAAUUAGCCCUUGGAGGGUUAAGCAGAAUACGGAGAGAUGAGAGAUAUCUCCAACAUGCAAAAAAACUACCAUUAAUUUUAGCUUGGCUAAAAAAAAAAGUUUUUUAAAUGAGAAAGAUCUGCCAAGAGCUGGAUUCCCUGUGUUGUCAUACUCCGAGAGACUACUACUUCAGGGAAAAAAAAAAAAAAAAAAAGUCAUAUAUAUAUAUAUAGACGCAUUAUAUUUUAAGAAUGAUGUGAUGCUUGAAUGUGGGCGGAAUUUAGUGGUGGACUGAAUUGUCCUUAAAUUCAAACAUGUUUGCACUUUUGGACCAGAUCUGGUUUUUUUAUUAUAUUUCUGUGUGUGUUUGUUUUUAUAGUAGAAAUGCUUUUAAUGGCUAAUAUAAUAAUAGAUUUGGUUAAUACCGAGUGAUAUUUUUAAUAGUGCAUUUCAAAUAAAUUAUUUCAGUACAAUUCAUGUAUGAAUAAUGUAUUUCAUACCCUCAUUCUGAAUUGAUUUCACCACAGUAUUUU
Molecule: messenger RNA, 2024 nt
Organism: Xyrauchen texanus (razorback sucker)
Lineage: Eukaryota; Metazoa; Chordata; Actinopteri; Cypriniformes; Catostomidae
Product: arginase, non-hepatic 1-like
Exons: 8
Coding region: 267-1310 (347 amino acids)
Cellular component (GO): mitochondrion; cytoplasm
Molecular function (GO): arginase activity; manganese ion binding
Source: RefSeq, a predicted model, not a curated record